AUGUCAAACGCACACAUUGUCGAGUUCGCCGUGUUCCGCGCGGCAGACGGGGCCACGAUCAAGAACCGCGCCACGGCCGCAGCCAAGGUUGUCGGGCUGGUCGCACAGUACGGUGGACAGAAGAUUGAGGACGCAAACGAGAGUGUACAUGUAACAGUUUGGCGCACGGCUGACAGCCACAAGGCGUUCGCCAUUUCGCAGCAGACGGACGCUGCGCCUUUGCUGGUCGAGGUGCUCGGUAUCGAGGAAGCCGACCGUGGCAGGCUGACGUCCGCACUUGAGGCGCCAACAACGGAGGUGUACACUGGCUACGACGCGCUACCGUCAAUCUUUGCGGCCGCUGUGCGCAAGUUUGCCGACCUCAUCGACGCUCAGCCUGACACGACGUCGACAGGAUACUGGGGCAACGUCGUACUUGAGACGGUCGAGGACGUGGCUCUGUCACCGGAAGCUGUGCAGGCCGCGCCGGAGCUUGUGUCGUGGGUUGGACCGGCUGUCAAGUUGGUGAUUGGCUGGACGAGCCGGGAGGCACACCUGGAGGCCAAGGAGAAGGCAGGACCCAUCAAGGACAAUAUCGAGCUUCUGAGAGCCGGCCACAAAGCGACCAACUUGUACCACGUCAAGUUGCAGAAGCUGGACUCGUCGGCAAGCGAGUAA
This is a messenger RNA of Sporothrix brasiliensis 5110, 657 nucleotides long. RefSeq lists its product as uncharacterized. The record is from RefSeq and is a predicted model, not a curated record. The transcript is spliced from 3 exons. Bases 1 to 657 code for a protein of 218 amino acids. NCBI's taxonomy places the organism in Eukaryota, Fungi, Ascomycota, Sordariomycetes, Ophiostomatales, Ophiostomataceae.